This is a messenger RNA of Diaporthe amygdali, 1557 nucleotides long. RefSeq lists its product as uncharacterized. The record is from RefSeq and is a predicted model, not a curated record. Bases 1 to 1557 code for a protein of 518 amino acids. NCBI's taxonomy places the organism in Eukaryota, Fungi, Ascomycota, Sordariomycetes, Diaporthales, Diaporthaceae. The transcript is spliced from 6 exons.
AUGGGUAAUUCACCUCGAGCAGCACUUUUGGAAACCGGCACCAUCAUGGCACAUGGACAAGUAGCAGGCCACGAGGAGCCCGAACUACAAGACGUUCACGAAUUAUGCCUACCUAAGCGGGAUGAGGAGUUCAACACAAACACACUUCGUCCAGAGAGACCAGAGUACGCCACACUCAUGAGGACGGAGCCGAAUCAGGGUUGGAUACGCUCUUUGCGCACGAUACAAGGAGCCGUCUUCAAAAAGCUUGACUUGCCACCGUACGGCUGGUUGUUGCCCAACGGUAACUUUUUUCUGAUCUCUACCGCUAUGAUACUGUUCGACCAAGAAUGCAGCAGUGCUGUGGUCUCAGACCCGAAGACGCUCCCGCCACUAUGUCCCCCCGAUCUUCUACAUCUACCUAGGCCUACUGCCAAAUUCGACUAUGAACUUCGGCCCUUGUUCGAUCACAUGUUUCUGGUUGACUACGGCUUUGGGGAACACCCUUUCAAGGGAGCCUUCAUCUUUUUCAAGGACUUCAGCACCCUGCCGGAUGUUCUUUGCUUUGGCCGCCUAGUUGCUGAAUUUGCUUACGAUUGCGGGAAUGACUCCAUUACGAAACCAUAUCUGCUCAAAGCAAGCCGGAAAAUAUACUGGUCUUCUUUCACCCGGCGGUCGGAACAGAGGUUCGCGGAUGUUGCGAUGAUGGCCUAUUGGCUUUAUACACGUCGCCGAGAGAUCAGCCCCUCAGAGUACAAGGUCGGGUUGACGGGAUAUACAGGCGUACUCCAGGAGAUGGUUUCCGAGAUACCAGAGAAGGGAGUAGGUCGACUCAGGCGCAAGCUAUCUGUCGACGUGAACGAACUUAUCCCUCGGUACGCAUCGGGCUGGCUAAAAGAGCUGCUGAUUGGGGCUGCUCGUGACUUGGCUGCACAAUACGGCAUAUCUCUCACCACCUCUUUGGAGAAAGAAGGCGGAGUCAUCCCAGCACAAUUUGAAGCACCCUUGUCACCCAGAAAGAUGACCACUGCUGUGAAAGCCACGAGCACUCCUGCGAAGGCCGCGGGCACUCCUGAAAAUGACAGAUGGAGCCCAUUCAGCGUCUUGUCUGAUGAAGCUGCGAUUCUUUACCACGAGCGUAACCCCGCAGAAGAGAUCGUCGCUGGGAAGCUCAAGAAGACCCGGCAGGGGGCGAUUGUCGGAAUAAAUGUGCUCUAUUCGUCUAACAAGGCCAAGAUUGAAAAGGCUGAAAUCGACAAGAUCGGGAAGGUGUUCGACGUGCUUCGGAAGCAGCCAGCGGACAAGAAAACGACAGUGGAGUUCAAAUUCGGAGGCGAGGAAUACCACGCGACAGCUGAAAAAUGCAGUGCCGCCGAUGCUUUUUGCUUCAGUGGCUCGAAGCACAAACUUGGAUCGAGGGGCAUUUAUGCCAUGAUGACUCGUGAAGGCUACGUCGUUAUUGUCAAGACAAAGUCGUUCACUGCAACGCAGGCGGCGGUAGAAAAUGGCAAAGGUCUGAUCGAUGAAGUGCGAAAAGCCGCGAUCAAAUACGCGAUGCGUCAAGCGAGGAGGAAAUGA